CAAGACAGGCUUCAGCACUUUCUGCGCCUCUGUGCUGAACGUGUCGGUGCCACCGGGCAAUCCUACGACCUUAUGAUCCAGGACGUCAUCAGCACGCACGAGGCGAUAAUGGAGAUUCUGAGCAGCGACUAUGCAUCCAACAACAGACCCGAGUACAUGAACUACCGCGACGCAGACCUGAGAAGGGCCGUUAAUCGGCAUCUGCCUGACCAAUCACAAAAGUGGUCAGAGGACAUUCUGGUGUGUCUGCAGCUGAGGCAGUUCACCCGCUUCCGCGAUGAGUUGCGCAGCCCGGAGAAAGCCGCUAGCUUAAAGCUCUACAUUGGUGCAUACCUGGUCUUUAAGAUGAUGACUUUCGCGUCUCGAUAUUUGACGAAGGCUUUGAUGGAAGGAAGAGGCGCCGCAUCUUUUGUGGACCGCUACUUGAGGGCGCAGUGCACGGACCUGAUCAACACCGCCUUGCCCCUGUCUGUCUGGAAGUUCCAGCAGGACAAGAUUGAGAACGCCUCGCGACUUGCCAUUUUCGACAUCUACGCCCGCGUGGUGCGAGCACUCGUGGAUGUAGUCGCGGGCCACGACAGCGAUAUCGCCUCAAAUAUAGAAGAAUUUGCACACACGCUAUCAGUCGGCGCUUUCAACUUGACCAUCAAGCAACAACAGCUGGAGGCGCUGUACGCGUUCGUACCUCAACUAAAAAUUAAAAAACUGCGGUCAUUUCUGGACCUGUACACCACGGUGACCAUCUCUACACUAAUGGUAUUGAAGGAUUCCGUCAACGUCCACAGCGAGAACCUCGUGCAUGUUCCGCAGCUGGCAACCAGUCCCAUCUACCGUCUUCUAGUGGCACGCGAGAUAGCGAUUCCGCCGUAUACGUUAUUGUGGCCCGUGUUCCACCGCGAAUAUCCUGCGGCAGUGAACAUGGGGCUGCUGGGAACCUUGAUCGCUCGACGUCUGGUGGACAUGGUGUAUUACAUGUUCUUUGAGGAUAAGGACUUCCAGCCCCUGCCUCUGGCCCAAGUGAAGUUUCCACCUCCACUGCUGGACUUCAUCGAACGCCUUGGGCGAAGUCUUGAAUACAGCCUACAGAGGUUAAAAAACGGGACAACGUCGGAGACAAAAAUCGAGGAGCUGAUCAAGCAAGUCAUUGCGGGACACCUGGCGAGCAGGGCUCUUGCCACUAUGUCGUCGACGAAGCCCACCGCGUACUUCUCAACGCUGCCGCCAGAACGGCUCUUGUACAUGGCCACCUGCUUCCACUACUGCCAAAUGGCACCGACAUUGAGGAACUUCGCCGCCUGCAACGUGGUUGUGCCGCACCUACCCGGGUUUGCGCAGGCAUUCGGCUGCCACGUUUCAUCGGGCUCCGCCUACUCAGUGGGUGACAUUCCUGAAGCGACGCCGAAGAACGUGGACGUAGUGCGCAGUACUACGCUGAGCGUGUGAUG
This is a messenger RNA of Dermacentor silvarum, 1445 nucleotides long. RefSeq lists its product as uncharacterized. The transcript has 3 exons. NCBI's taxonomy places the organism in Eukaryota, Metazoa, Arthropoda, Arachnida, Ixodida, Ixodidae. Gene Ontology annotation, molecular function: metallopeptidase activity. The record is from RefSeq and is a predicted model, not a curated record. The coding region runs from base 73 to 1443 and encodes 456 amino acids.